Molecule: messenger RNA, 1016 nt
Organism: Paramacrobiotus metropolitanus
Lineage: Eukaryota; Metazoa; Tardigrada; Eutardigrada; Parachela; Macrobiotidae
Exons: 3
Coding region: 131-937 (268 amino acids)
Source: RefSeq, a predicted model, not a curated record
UAACAUUUGUUGACUGUUGCAGUACACAUAAAAAUGCCUUAGUGAGCCGCUUUCGCUAAGCGCAAAGCCGCAAACACUGUUUCUUAACUCGAAGACUACAUAGUUCCUCAGCAGAACAGGAUAUUAGGAUAUGGAUGCUUUACAGUGGUUAAUUGUUCUGGGAUUAGCGAGCCUAGCCGUUUGCGAUAAAAAGAAUUCGGCGGGCAGCUCUGCAGUCAUUGGGAAUACUUCCACUCAAACCAAGGGAGCUGCCAUAUACGUCAGCGACUUCGCCGUUGACUGCGGCAAGCAGAACAUCGCGUACAUUGCUACCACGGGCACCGCGGACUGCGCCGAAAAAUGCCGUAAAAGCAAGGACUGCCGUUACGCCGCUUAUGUAGCCGACCGAGCAGCCGAAGACUCGAAAUGUAACGUAAAUGGGCCGUCAGUUGAGCUAUUUCCAGGAUUUUCCCAGGAAUCUCUUAAAGCUGUCCACUACAACGUAACCGAGGAAGUUUGCUAUCAGCAGUUGAAAGGGAAGGAUUACUACGAAGCUCUGGAAGCCCGAGCGGCCAAAUGCGGUCUCGUAUCGUCCAACUAUGAUUGCAAAUUCACCUACCUGAGCCGCCAUGGUAACGACGCCAUCGUGGGUUUUGUUUACAAAAGUUUUACCGCGCGCACCAACGUGGAAGUUACCGGGGAAAUGCUGAAGACAGUAUCCGGUGAACCGGUGUUGAAGACCGGGGUUUCGCUUGAUUUAUGCUGGACGCUUUGCAAUCUCCAUCCGUCGUGCACCGUUGCUGAGUAUUUUAGAGGAUAUACGGAAUAUCACUUGAGCCAUUCUUGGAGAGAUUCUUGUAAUCUGUAUGCUAAAGCUGCACCAGCGAAGGCAUUGAACCAGACAGCCCACAGUGUACAGAACCAACCAGCUAAUAGCGUUGUGUUUUUUGCUGUUUGAGCGUUCGGCAACACCGUUUAUUAGCGCAUUACUGUGUCCACAAAGAAUUUAUGUAUUGCAUGGUAAUUAAUUAUAGUGC